Messenger RNA from Andrographis paniculata, 1089 nucleotides. Its product is annotated as benzoate carboxyl methyltransferase-like. The transcript has 4 exons. The record is from RefSeq and is a predicted model, not a curated record. Gene Ontology annotation, biological process: methylation. Lineage: Eukaryota; Viridiplantae; Streptophyta; Magnoliopsida; Lamiales; Acanthaceae. The coding region runs from base 1 to 1089 and encodes 362 amino acids. Gene Ontology annotation, molecular function: S-adenosylmethionine-dependent methyltransferase activity.
AUGGAGAAAAGCUUUGUCCUUCGAGUGAAUGGUGGAGAUGAUGCAUUCAGCUAUGCCAACAAUUCUGCCCUUCAGAAAUUUGUGAUGUCAAAAAUGUUGCAUGUGUUAGAGGAAGCAAUCGAAGAAAUGUUCGUUACAAAAGGAUUCAAGAAAUCUUUCAAGUUUGUCGACCUGGGCUGUGCAUCGGGGCCAAACACUUUGAUAGCAACAUUUUAUGUAAUGGAAACCAUUAAAAACAUAUGUAGAGACGGGAGCUUGCCUCAGUGCGAGGUUUAUUUGAACGAUCUUCCAAACAACGAUUACAACAAUUUAUUCCGAAUGUUGCCUAAUUUUCAUCAGAGGAUGGAAAAUUGCUUCAUAUUCGGCCUUCCGGGAUCAUUUUAUGGAAGAUUGCUGCCUAACAAUAGCCUUCAUUUUGCUUACUCAUGUUAUAGUCUUCAUUGGCUCUCACAGAUUCCUGAAAGGGUGGGAAGGAGAAACAAAGAAAAUAUUUGUGUUGCAAGAACAAGCCCUAGAGAGGUAAUCGAAGCUUAUGCGAAGCAAUACCAUAGGGAUUUCAUGAAGUUUUUGAAAUGUCGAGGAGAGGAAAUGAUUUCCGGUGGCAAAAUGGUUUUGGCAUUUAUCGGAAGAAAAACUACAGAUCAAUCUUCCAAAGAAGACACAUUGGGACCUCUCGGAUUGCUUGGAGAGACACUUUCGAACAUGGUAGAUGAGGGCCUCGUUAAUAAGGAAUAUUUGUAUUCAUUCAAUGUGCCGGCGUAUGCUCCAAGCCGAAAGGAAGUCAACAAAAUCAUUGAGCAAGAAGGGUCCUUCAAAAUUGACAAAAUUGAGGAUUUCGAACUUCCAUGGGAUGCCAAUGGGUACGAGCAUGACAAUACUAAGAUUGUCGAUAGAUACAUAAGUGGAAAACUAAUAGCAGAAGGAAUGCGCGCUUUCAUUGAGCCAAUGCUAGUUUAUCACUUUAGAAACAGCACCAUUAAUAUCGAUGACCUAUUCAACAGAUACGCACAAAAGGUGGCUAACCAUAUACGUUUCGUAGGAGGGACACCAUCGUACGAUAACUUGCUAUUGUCUUUGCAUCGAAAAUAA